Messenger RNA from Drosophila mojavensis, 1590 nucleotides. It is a transcript of the gene Coq6, whose product is annotated as ubiquinone biosynthesis monooxygenase COQ6, mitochondrial. Gene Ontology annotation, molecular function: 2-octaprenyl-6-methoxyphenol hydroxylase activity; oxidoreductase activity, acting on paired donors, with incorporation or reduction of molecular oxygen, NAD(P)H as one donor, and incorporation of one atom of oxygen; FAD binding. Gene Ontology annotation, biological process: ubiquinone biosynthetic process. Gene Ontology annotation, cellular component: mitochondrion. The transcript has a single exon. The record is from RefSeq and is a predicted model, not a curated record. The coding region runs from base 88 to 1503 and encodes 471 amino acids. NCBI's taxonomy places the organism in Eukaryota, Metazoa, Arthropoda, Insecta, Diptera, Drosophilidae.
UGCUCUAGCAGUGCAAUUACGAACGAUAACAACGAAUAAGAUUUGUGAAAUUUAAACAUAAGCUUUUUUCGUUAAUUUAGCAGUAAAAUGUUAAUUUUAUUGCGCAACAAUGCUGGCAGUGCGGCAAUCAGCCAGGCACGUAACAUUGCCAAACGAUUGUUGAGCACAACAACAGCAAACCGAAACCCAGAGACAACACCGGCAACGGAGCACUAUGAUAUCAUUAUUGGCGGAGGUGGCUUAGUUGGUACAACACUUGCUGCUGCGCUAGUCAACAAUGUGACUCUGGCCGAUAAGAAGGUAUUGCUGCUGGAGGGUGCACCGCCAUUCAAGGGCUUUGACCCCUCAGGUCCCUAUCAAAAUCGCGUUUCGGCUAUCAAUAGAAACUCUGUGGAGCUCUUUAAAUCUAUCAAUGCCUGGACACACAUUGAGCAGGCGCGAUACAAGCCCGUAAAACAGAUGCAAGUGUGGGAAUCAAACAGCGACGCACUCAUUCAAUUCCAGCAUGAUAAUUUUGCCAGCGAUGUCGCUUGCAUCAUUGAGAAUGAUUUGAUACUCGAUGCGGUCUAUGCACGUGUCAAGGAAUUGGACAAUGUGAAGGUGUUGAAUAAGGCGCGCAUUGAGUGUGUGGGUUUGCCUGGUAAGACGGGCGCACCCCACUCUCAAGUUAAGCUCCAGGAUGGACGCAGCUUCACAUGCGAACUGCUUAUUGGAGCCGAUGGUGCUAACUCUGUGGUGCGCAAGGAAAUGGGCGUUGAUGUUCUAUCAUUCAACUAUGACCGAAUGGGAUUGGUGGCCACGCUGGACCUUAACAUGGACGAUGAUUGUGAUAAUUCUGUUGCCUGGCAACGUUUUUUGCCCACCGGUCCGGUUGCCCUGUUGCCACUGAGUGCCAAGCACAGUUCCCUAGUCUGGAGCACAACUGUGCCGCAUGCUAAGGAAUUGCUGGCCAUGGACGCAAAUGCCUUUACGGAUGCCCUCAAUGAGGCCUUCUGUAGACAAUAUCCACGCGUAGAUCUGGCGGACAAGGCGUUGCAAGGACUCAAUGCUCUCUUUGGAAACAGCAGCGCCCAGCAUCAGCGCCAAUAUCCGCCUAGAGUGUGUGGCGUUCAAGAUGGCUCCCGGGCCACGUUUCCACUGGGCUUCUUGCACGCAUCUUCGUAUGUGUGCAAUGGCGCUGCUCUCGUUGGAGAUGCUGCUCAUCGCAUUCAUCCACUGGCUGGUCAAGGCGUUAACUUGGGCUUUGGUGAUGUGCGCCGUCUGGUGGAAACUCUUGCCGCCGGAGCCUAUGCCGGAUUCAAGCUGGGCGACACACAACAUCUGGUUAAAUACGAACGCAAAUGUUUGGCCAAAAAUGUGCCCAUCAUGGUGGGUGUGCAUGGUCUUCACACGCUCUACUCCACUGACUUCAGUCCUGUGGUGCUAAUGCGCAGUCUUGGCCUGCAGCUGACUCAGAAUUUACCGCCCAUCAAGAACUUGUUCAUGAAGACCGCCAUGGGCUAAGCAGGACAGCAAAGGGAUUUCUUAUCUUUAAGUGUUUACAGUUUUAUAGUCGCUAACAAAGCAAAUAAAGGAUGUUUAUCUAUGCAA